AGCCCAUAAUGGUAUGGUCCAAUGUAGGGGUGUAGGUAAAAGUUCAGCAUAAUUUCGUGCAUCAAGAUUCCGGUAUGGUGAUAAAAUUGGAAAAUAUCUAUUGAAAUGUAUCAUCUCAAAUAAAAUUUCACGUGUAUUGAUGCAUAAAGACAGAAAUAUCUGCGAAAUUUUGAUUACCGAAACCAAAAGGUUUGCUGUUGGUUAAAAAAAAACACCCACGUAAAAAUAGUAUUUACCUUUCAAAGUUCGUGUCCUCUGUUUAUUUUCUUUAUGACAUGUAUGAGCUAUCGAGUUAAGUUUCGGUCGUGGACUCAGCUGUUUUAUUGCAGAAAUAUUUUGAACAUUUGUCAGUUUGUAUUUAAUCGAUCUUUCAGCCGUGGAAAUCCGCAGAACUGGUGUGAACAUAGCCAAAGUUAAAGACAAAAACUCUGCACGUUGUGUUUCCGAAAUUAUACUCAAUGUUUUGAGAUUAAGGCCUAUCUCAGAAUAUUUUCUACCUCCAGAGUCCAUGGUUUUAUGCUGCAAAAUGCAAGCUGCAUAUGGACGAGUAGGCCUAGGCCUACACUUUCAAUCGAGAUUUUCAAAUCUCGUACGAAAGGAGCACAUUUUGCUCAGGAAAUUGUGGACAUGUAGACUUGCCAGUGCUGGAAAUGAUAGAUCUUCAGUACUCCAAAGCAGAUCAUCUCAGUGGGCGUGGUUACCCGGGAUGCGUUCCUGUGAUUGUCGGAUGUCUUCAGGUUCUAGAACCGGAAGUGAUGUGGAAGAACUUGCAGACAGCAGAAUGGGUGAAAUUUCAUCGGGAGAGAAGGAUCGUGGGAGCGACGAAAGGAAAAGCGGAGGCGGGAUGCCACUAUCUUCGCUAGUCGAGGAUGAGGCAGUGGAAUUUGACAAACUCACUGCUGAUGAAAAGGAGAUUUACAGAUUGCACAAAGGGGCGUGUCAAGCUGGCCAGAGUUCCUACAUAGAUCCAUCAACGGGAUAUAUUGUUUUGACACAAUCAGAGCACAUCGAUCGAGGAAAAUGCUGUGGAAAUUGCUGUAGACAUUGCCCUUACGGACACGCAAACGUUCCGGUGGAGUAUCGUACAAAGAAAUUCAACUCUGCGUUCUUUGUCUGACAAUUGUUGAAUUGUUUUUUUAGAUCUUUGCUUAGCACCUGUACUACAUUGUAUUACUAAGUACUACAUUGUAUUACAUAGUACCACAUUGUAUUAC
Messenger RNA from Patiria miniata (bat star), 1214 nucleotides. RefSeq lists its product as uncharacterized. The coding region runs from base 509 to 1117 and encodes 202 amino acids. The transcript has 3 exons. Lineage: Eukaryota; Metazoa; Echinodermata; Asteroidea; Valvatida; Asterinidae. The record is from RefSeq and is a predicted model, not a curated record.